AUGUCGUCUUCGUCAGCACCCCCGCAACAGUCGCCGUCGAAUAAUUCAUCAGAAUCCCCACCGCCACCGUCGACCUCAUCACCUCCGCCUCCCCAGUCAUCUCCCCCGCCACCCGGCAACAGCAGAUCCCCACUCCCGCGCCAAUCAUCCGAUGGAUCACAACAUCCUCCUCCUCCGCCACCACCACCCCCACCGCCUCCUCCUCCGCCUCCGCCUCCACCUCCACCUCCACCUCCAGGUAGAAAUUCUCCAUCCUCCCGUUCAGUGGCCCCUCCUCCUCCCGACAACACGGGCAAUGAUCAGAGAGCAAUAAUAGCGGGAGCGGCGGCAGGGGCUGGGCUUCUGCUGCUAAUCAUGAUCGUGUUUUUGGUGUCCUGUGGAAGAAGAAAAAAACGCAAACCCCAUGACCAUAUGAAUUACUAUAGAGACAACUCACAUGGCCACACCGGUAACGAGUACUAUGACAGGACCUCGAAUGGGACAUGGAACGAUUCCAUGGGGAUGGGUCCCCAGCCUGGCAGCGGCAGUGCAAACGUGAGCACCAAUUGGGUGGUGGGACCUCCACCCCCACCACCACCCAUAAUGAGCAGUAGCGAGAUGAGUUCUGCGGGUUUCUCUGGGCCCCACCAGGCCCCCCUUCCGCCCCCUCACCCAGCCAUGGCUCUAGGGUUCAACCAGAGCAGCUUCACGUACAAUGACCUGGCAGUGGCCACAAACAACUUCACUCACACCAACCUUCUGGGGCAAGGAGGGUUCGGCUUCGUGCACAAAGGACUUCUCCCUAAUGGGAAAGAGAUAGCCGUCAAGAGCCUCAAGAUGAACAGCGGGCAGGGUGAGCGUGAGUUCCAGGCCGAGGUCGACAUCAUCAGUCGAGUCCACCACCGUCAUCUCGUGUCCCUGGUCGGCUACUGCUCGUCCGGUACCCAGAGGAUGCUCGUCUAUGAGUAUGUGCCCAAUGGGACGCUCGAAUUUCACCUUCAUGCAGGAGCUAGUCGCCCACCUAUGGAUUGGCCUACGAGGCUUAAUAUUGCUUUGGGUUCAGCCAAAGGAUUUGCUUAUCUCCAUGAAGACUGUCAUCCUCGCAUUAUCCACAGAGAUAUUAAAGCUGCAAAUAUUUUGCUUGAUUUCAAUUUUGAUGCUAAGGUGGCUGAUUUUGGAUUAGCUAAGCUUUCCUCAGACACCAACACACAUGUCUCUACAAGGAUAAUGGGAACAUUCGGGUAUUUGGCCCCUGAGUACGCAUCAAGCGGUAAACUCACUGAGAAGUCUGACGUCUAUUCAUAUGGGAUCAUGCUUUUGGAGCUAAUUACUGGGCUACGACCUGUGGACAUCCACAUGGACGAUGAUGAUACCUUAGUCGAUUGGGCUAGGCCUAUUUUGAUGUCCGUUACAGAAGGGGGAGAGUAUGAGGAUCUGGUGGACCCAAAGCUAGGAAACAAUUAUGAUGCCCAAGAGAUGUUGCGGAUGGUUCAUUGUGCUGCUGCAUGUAUUAGGCAUUCGGCAAGAAGACGUCCUAAAAUGAGCCAGAUUGUGCGUGCUCUGGAAGGAGAUGUCUCCCUAGACGACCUGCACGAAGGGAUCAAGUCGUCCCGAAAUGGAAUGCUUGGGUCGAGUGGCAGCUCUGACUAUGACUUGAAGAGAUAUGACAAAAAGCCUGGGACCCCGUCGAGCCAGGAUUUCACCAGUAGUGAAUUAGGGCUCAGAGGUGAAUACGCCCACUCAAGCGAUGGGAAUUCACAGGAGAUCCACCGGCCCAGCGCUGGAUACCGCACUUACAACCCGUGA
Messenger RNA from Striga hermonthica, 1785 nucleotides. The record is from the annotation of a GenBank genome assembly. Lineage: Eukaryota; Viridiplantae; Streptophyta; Magnoliopsida; Lamiales; Orobanchaceae.